AUGUUGGCUCGCCUUUAUGAAUUGAAGGAAGAGGUAUGGUGCAGACAACGUAUUGUCUUUAGUGACGAGUCUCGAUUUUGUUUAGUCAUGCACGAUGGUCGUGCCAGGGUUAGAAGGCGACGUGGUGAAAGGAGGAAUCCACAGUUUUUUGUUGAAAGACAUGUUCAUCACAUUGUUGGAGUUAUGGUUUGGGGUGCUAUAGCUUAUAGUUCCAGGUCACCUUUAAUCUUCAUCAGAGGUAACAUGAACGCGCAGCAUAAUGCCCGACCGCAUGUUGCAAGAGUCACAAUAGACUUCUUUCAACAUAAUGAUGUCACAUUGUUACCAUGGCCACCAAGAUCUCCCGACUUAUCCCCAAUUAUGCACGAUUUGCAACGUCCUCCUCAGACUCUAGAAGCACUUCGAGAGAAGUUGGUGGUUGCCUGGAAUGAGAUACCACAGGAGGACAUUGACCACCUGAUCAGAAGCAUGCCUAGGCGCGUUGGAGAAUGCGUAGCACAUCAGGGUGCAUCCACACUUAUUAAAGGUCAAAGGGCUCUAAAGCAGUGCAAUCAUUUUGAAAUUUUUAUCAUUUACUUAUUAUGCUUCAUUAAGUACUUAUACAAAAUUUUAUUAAAAUUUAUAUGUCACUUAGUAUAUUACCUGGUACUUGUAUUUCUUGCUAGCAUUGUCGCUACGCUAUGGAAUCUUAUCUCGCGCCUUGAAGUUCACAUGUUAACAUCCUCUGUAUCAGCGUAUUAUAUUUCUACUGCAUUUUACUAA
Messenger RNA from Acanthoscelides obtectus, 762 nucleotides. The record is from the annotation of a GenBank genome assembly. Lineage: Eukaryota; Metazoa; Arthropoda; Insecta; Coleoptera; Chrysomelidae.